Closterium sp. Naga37s-1 is the source of this 945-nucleotide messenger RNA. The record is from the annotation of a GenBank genome assembly. NCBI's taxonomy places the organism in Eukaryota, Viridiplantae, Streptophyta, Zygnematophyceae, Desmidiales, Closteriaceae.
AUGUGCAUUCCUCACUGCCCCCGUUGCUCUCACUGUGUGCAUUCCUCACUGCCCGUGUUGCUCUCACUGUGUGCAUUCCUCACUGCCCGUGUUGCUCUCACUGAGAAGACAGGCAAGACGGGGAUAGAGCAGAUCUCCUACGUGCAUGGCAACCAGCCCCACUCCCUCUCCCCUCACAUGGGUGCCAUGUCUUCUCUUGGCCUCUCUGCCUCUCUGUCUUCUGCCCCCAUAGGCGGUGGUGGUGAGCAUAGAUCCCAAGAGGGUGCGGUGGUGGUGAGCAUAGACCCUGAGAGGGUGCACGUGUCCUCGCCAGAUGACGUGCCUUUCAAAUGUGUCAAGGCAUCAACGCCAGUGAGCGGAGGCAGGGAGGGGCGGCCCAUAAGGGCGUUUGAGCUGGCGCAGGCUGUGGAGCAGCUGGGGGCGAGGGAGAUUCUGCUCAACUGCAUCGACUUCGGUGGUCAGGCCCAGGGAUUUGACUUGGACCUGGUGGGGCUGCUGUCCUCAGCAGUGAGCAUCCCUGGCCGGGGCUUUGACUUGGACCUGGUGGGGCUGGUGUCUUCGGCAGUGAGCAUCCCCGUCAUUGCCAACAGCAGCGCAGGCAUCCCAGAGCACUUCUCCCUGGCCUUUGCUCACACAGGCGACUUGGCUGCCCCCUUGCCUUCCUUCUCCCUGUCACAGGCCAGGGCCAAGGAUUCGACUUGGAUCUGGUGGAUUUGCCAGGGCCAGGGAUUCGACUUGGAUCUGGUGGAGUUGGUCUCCUCUGCAGUGAGCAUCCUCGUCAUCGCCAGCAAUGGGGCGGGCAUCCCAGAGCACUUUUCUCAGGUCUUUGCACGCACUGGUGCCUCCGUUGCGCUGGCUGCCGGCAUUUUCCACCACAACGAGGUGACAAUAGAGUCGGUGAAGACCCAUCUGGCAAAGGAGGGUGUGGAGACUCGCUUGCUGUGA